GCCACGUGACUUUACACCGGUUAGCCUGAAUCGGUAAACAUUCUCCGGACUCGACACUGUCAUAACACUGUUGUUGGUGUGGCCACCCGGGAAACGGAACAUCUGCUGGGUAGAAGCGAUGUAAGGCAAAACUUGGAGCUUUACAAGUUUACUAUAUAGGGCUACAACUGGUGCAACGACCCACGAGCCGAACCUGAGUGCUUGGUCUGUAGAGUCUUUGUUCCAGGGUGAACUAGGAUGCGCCAGCUAAGAGGAAUAUGAAGACAAAUGUGGAUGGAUGCAUGAUGCUCUUAAGUUUUCAUUAACAGCAUUUAAUCCCUCUCUGGUCCGAUUCUUGCUCUCCCUUUCUCAAUUUCUGACAUAUUGUCUUAGGACACUAUGGUUAGGUAACCUGAUUUCAGACUCAGUUCCUUCCUCUCUCUGGCUGUCACCUGACUGGUGGUUGGCAUGGCUCUACAAAAUGGAUACUCAAUUAACUCCUCAGCACUGGAUGGCAGUGGAGAGAAGACACCCCUCCUUAAAGAAGACGUGGUGGAUGUGGAUGACUCAGUACCUCCACAAUGCUGCUCGGCACGCUACAAUCUGGCCAUCUUGAUGUUCUUUGGAUUUGCCGUCGUCUACGGUCUCCGUGUCAAUCUAAGUGUCGCAAUGGUCGUAAUGGUGAACGGGACCAAUGUCCAACCAUUUGUCAACAAUUCUGGUGGCCAUGAGUGCCCAGUGCCUUCUCACGGGUUUGACAACGUUAGCCAAACUGGAGACCAACCAGACGGGGUACCUCAGUACUCUUGGGACAGUCCGACUCAGGGCCUGCUGCUGGGGGCGUUCUUCUUUGGCUACCUAGUAACUCAGAUCCCUGGGGGGUACUUGUCCGGACACUUCGGAGGGACUAUCUUCUUGGGGGGAGGAGUGCUCGGUACUGCGGCCCUCACACUCCUCACCCCCCUGGCAGCGAAGCUUGGACCCUACUGGCUAUUUAGCUUAAGGGCACUGGAGGGAUUUGGAGAGGGGGUGACGUUUCCGGCCAUGAUGGCCAUGUGGGCCUGCUGGUCCCCCCCCCUAGAGAGGUCUCGCCUCAUCACAUUGUCAGGGGCGGGGGCCAACUUUGGGGCUUUUGUCGCUCUGCCCCUAACCGGCUUUAUCUGUCACAGUCUGGGCUGGCCCGCUGUCUUCUACAUGUGUGGGGGUGCUGGUUGCAUAUGGGCAGUGUUCUGGUUCUUCCUGGUGUCAGACCAGCCCGGCACUCAUCCACGAAUCAGCGAAAGAGAAAGAGAUUACAUCAUCAAAUCAAUAGGAAAAGAGGGGGGUGCCCAUGGCUGGUCAGUGCCCGUGUUACCCAUGAUGCUCUCUGUCCCUCUGUGGGCCACCAUAGUGUCUCAGAUGUGUGCCAACUGGUCUUACUACACUCUGCUCACGUCCCUUCCCACCUACAUGGACACAGUUCUGCACUUUGACCUCCGUCAGAAUGCCUUUCUUUCAGCUCUACCAUAUCUGGGUGCCUGGGGUUUGUCAUUGAUUUCAGGUGUAGUAGCAGACAGCCUCCUGGAGAAGGAGCUGAUGAGUGUCACAGCAGUCCGCAAGCUCUUCACUCUCACAGGUCUCCUGCUGCCCGCAGUGUUCCUGGUUGCUGUGGGCUACUCCGGGUGUAGCGGGGUUUUGGCUGUGACCUUCCUCACCCUCUCGACAACCAUUGGAGGCACCAGUGCGGCCGGGGUCUUCAUCAACCAGAUAGACAUUGCCCCGCGGUAUGCGGGCGUGCUUUUAGGAAUCACCAACACUUUUGGCACCAUCCCAGGGGUACUUGCGCCCAUCGUCACAGGUUACCUCACCCAAGAUCAAACACUGGCAGGCUGGAGAAGUGUGUUCUGUCUGUCAGCUGGGAUAAGCGCUGGAGGAGCUCUCAUCUUCACCCUGUUUGGCAGUGGCAAGGUCCAGAAAUGGGCACUAGCAGAGGAGGAUCAGAUUCAGACUGAGGCACAUGCUGAGAGAGACCUGUUAAUCACAUGACCGACAUACAGACCGACAGACUGACCUAAAGGGAACAGGACGUGUGAGAUAUAAGCUUACCUCAGGUUAACUUUACUCACAAUUGAGUGGUUUUGAAAAGGAUGAGCCAGCACAUUUUUAUAGUCUUUUGUAAAAGCACUUUGUGACAACCGCUGUUGUAAAAAGGGCUUUAUAAAUACAUUUGAUUGAUUGAUUGAUUGAUAGUAGAAUGCAUUGGGACCCUACAUCAAAUAAGAUGUUCAUGCCAGGAACAGGUACUUUUUAAAAUGACCUCUUUAUAUUCCAUAUAGCUUUCUUUAAUACUGUUUACAACUGACUCGGGACAUUGCUGCAUUUGGGGAAGAACAAUGUAACUACACUUUGACUGUACAGUAGAUAUUCUGAAUAUUUGUUUACCAAACCUUAUACUUUUGAAAAUGUGUGGAAAUUCUUAAUGUUUUCAUGUUAAAUGUACAUUAAUCCAAGAAUCGUAUUUUUUUCAUGUUUCUGUCAAGUGGUUAAUAAUAAUAAUAACAACCACUAUAAAUGUAUAUGUUUAAAAAUGGGAUCAUUCU
Messenger RNA from Esox lucius (northern pike), 2558 nucleotides. Its product is annotated as sialin. The transcript has 12 exons. Gene Ontology annotation, biological process: transmembrane transport; monoatomic anion transport. The record is from RefSeq and is a predicted model, not a curated record. Bases 448 to 2004 code for a protein of 518 amino acids. NCBI's taxonomy places the organism in Eukaryota, Metazoa, Chordata, Actinopteri, Esociformes, Esocidae. Gene Ontology annotation, molecular function: transmembrane transporter activity.